AUGACUGCACCCGAGGUGACCCAGGGUACCAAUGCAGUCGAACGCCGCCAAGGAAGGCCACCCGCUUGGGGUAAUACUCGCCAACAGAUCAACGAUACCAUCGAGUGGUUCCACUGCAUGCAAGGCGGAGCCGCUCAUAAUGGAUUGAAGUGCACUGGCUUCCUCUUGGAUGCCGACAAUGGUGAACGCUCGGUCAUAAGCGAUGAAGUCGUCAUUACCCGCACGGGCGGUGAUUGCAGGAAGGAUAACGACAGUCUCAUUCUUAAGCAUGAUCAGUCGCCCAAUGGCCCAAUCAUCAAAUCGAUCAUGGCUAGCUUUGAAGAGAAAAAGCCCGUGGGGAUUAUCGUCGGUUCAAAGAACGCACUCCUCAAGGUCAAGAUUCCACACCGAUACUGCGUCAUGGACUGGUUCCUCAUCACGGAUGUAUGGAUGGAAAAGAUGGGUCAAUAUGCGGGCUACCGAGUUCGUUUGGAGAAAUUGGACCUGUCAACCAAAGGAUGGUGGGCAGAGCAGGAAUCCGAUGAGACCCUUCCUCUCACACCUCGCAACUCUGACCGUCCCCCACCAAGCCAGGCGUGUAGGUCAUGCGGCAAUUGGAGCAAGCAAAUCUACAUCCGACCCGGGUGGAUGUGUCUUGAGAAAUCAUGCUCAAAAUUCUGGCAAUUUCGGAAUACAGAGCCAAAGGAGUUUCAAUACCACACCGAUUUUCUCAACUACCGCCACCCCAGAGGUCCCGAUAUCCAAAAUCCUGGACCAGUAAUUGAGCUAGUGGACCGAAAUCUUGAACCAUCAGAGGGACUUGCCGACCGUGAGGAAUGGAGAGGCAUCGUUUGUCCCAAAUGCCGAAAGUGUAUCCAGCGUGUGACUUGGGAUGCCUGGGACUGCGCAAAUGAUGCCGCACGGGAGCCUGAAGAGACCUGUUGCUACACGGUUGUGAGAAAGAUGCGAGAGAUUUCUCUGGAAACAGCCCUCGAAGACAUCAAGCCCUACACCCGCAGCCAGCUGAGAUGUGGUAUUCAACCCGUCGUCGACAAGCACUCACUCAAGCCAUACGAAGUACGUACUUACAAUCUCCCCGGUGUCGGCUCGAUCACGCACUUUGUUUCAAACCCGACAAUCAAUGAGCGUACGAAUGGCCCAAAUUACCUGUUCAGUGAACUUCAAAAGCUCGGCCUAGGUCUCAAACGCUACCCACUUGGAUCCGCUCAAGGUAAGAAAAAGAAAUGUAAAAAGGCUAACUCGCAUUCACGCCAUUCAUCUCAGUCAUCCGAGUCAUCUGACUCAUCAAUGUCAUCAAAAUCAGUUAAAUGUCGAUAUGGCACUCGAGUGAAAGGGACACUCACAUGCCAUUUUGCUGUGAACUACGGCGUCCCCUACAAGUAUGUGGUCUCUGUGGACUCCAAGGCUUUCAGUGAUGCGCCUGCACAAAUCCUCACUGCUUUGGGUCGUUUGUCUUGGGCAACUGGAAAGGCUGUCACCCGCGCGGGAGAUACGUAUCAGGCACCUAAUGAGCUGCUUGCACUUGGAUAUUUCGAAGGAAUGAAGAUCGGCUUUCAUGACGAUGGUGAAGAAGAUCUGGGCCCAACCAUUGCGACACUCUCCUUAGGAACCCGGUCAAGGAUGUACAUCCGAAUGAAGGAUAAAUACUACUUUGGAGUCAGCACCAAUAAUGUUCCCACUGCAGAGGAUCCCGUUUUGUCAGGGUGCGCCAAAGAACAAGAGCGGCGAUCUCUCAAGAACAAGUUUGACGCAGGUCAAAUCACUGCGAAAGAUUAUGCGGCUCAGCGAAAAGCUUUGCUCCGCCGAGCUAGUUCAAAUGCAAGGAGCCCCAAGUUGCUGAGGCUCGAGCUGAAGCAUGGUGACCUGAUCGUGAUGCACGGGGCACAUCUGCAGACGUACUAUGAGCAUUCGGUGGAACCCGACAAGGGCCUACGCUUUGCGCUUACUUCACGAUACAUCGAGACCAAGGGCGGAACAGACCGCAUGAAGGGCGCAUGCAAGCUCCCGGACAAUCUGAUUUACGAUGGGCAGUAG
This is a messenger RNA of Penicillium brasilianum, 2034 nucleotides long. The record is from the annotation of a GenBank genome assembly. NCBI's taxonomy places the organism in Eukaryota, Fungi, Ascomycota, Eurotiomycetes, Eurotiales, Aspergillaceae.